This is a messenger RNA of Stegastes partitus (bicolor damselfish), 1559 nucleotides long. Its product is annotated as E3 ubiquitin-protein ligase TRIM21. Bases 27 to 1127 code for a protein of 366 amino acids. Gene Ontology annotation, molecular function: protein binding. NCBI's taxonomy places the organism in Eukaryota, Metazoa, Chordata, Actinopteri, Pomacentridae. The transcript has 6 exons. The record is from RefSeq and is a predicted model, not a curated record.
GUUUAAUCUGCACUCGUGCACAGAAAAUGAACAGUAAGGUUGACGCCAAGGCCACGAACAAAGAAAAGCUCCUGAAACAUCAGCAGCACUUGCAGAGACAAAGAGACGCCAUCGCCUACAGGAUGAAGAAACUGGCAGCUAAGCAGGUGGAGAUGACAAAAAAGACGGAGGCGGUGAAGGAGAAAAUCAGGAUCAAGUAUGAGAACAUGAAGCGGGUGCUGGAUGAGGACCUUCGGAUCACGCUGACCCAGCUGGACGCGGAACAGGAGGCCGCGGAGAGGCUGGUGGAGGAGAAGAUAGAGGACUGCUACCACCUCACCCAGGAGCUGGACCAGGAGCUGGCCAACAUCGGUGCCGGGGUGAAAACGCAAGAAAGUGACAUUCAGAAUGCAGAAACAGAAAAGAGAAUAUCCGAAGCGCUGAAGCUGACCGACCCCGACCUGAUUCACCCCGACGAGUUCAAGAACGAACAACUGCUGGGUCUCGCCAUCAAUCUGCUGCUGUUCAUCAGAUCCCAGGUCCCCGUCACCAAGAAGCUGUUUCAGAGCUAUGCUGCAGAAGUCGUGCUUGACGCCAACACUGCCCAUCCCAAGCUGAUCGUCUCUCCCAAAGGCGACACAGCGACCUACACGGAAACCUGGCAGGACGUCCCAGAGAUCCCCUCUCGCUUCGACAGCACCCUGAACGUGAUCAGCCGGGAAGGCUUCAGCGAGGGCCGCCACUACUGGGAGGUGGAGGUGAGCGGGAAGACCUACUGGGAGCUGGGCCUCACCUACCCCAGCAUCCCACGCCACGGCCGCGAGGAGGAGAGCUGGCUGGGCCGAGGCAAGGAGUCGUGGUGUGUGGAAUACUUCAAUGGAGACUACACCGCUUGGCACAACGGCGUUCAGCAGGAGCUGCCUCUGCUGUCGGGGAAGCAGUUCACCCGUAUCGGGGUGUACUGCAGCUUCCCCGGGGGUCUGGUGUGCUUCCUGGGAGCCGACACCAUGACGCCCCUCCACUGCUUCUGUGCUGGGACCUUCACUGGCAUCCUGCACCAAGCUUUGUGUCCCGGGCAUGACAAUGAAGGCACAAACUGGAAGUCCCUUAAAAUCUGCGACGCUUCCCGCUCGGCUCCUGUUCUCUGAGGUGGGGAAGGAAGCAAUGUGUUUGAAUGAGGGGGGGGAGGCAUCAGCUGCCUCAUCUGACAUUCUUAACUCCUGACACUGCCUCGGCUCUGGAUACUGUGCGUGUCAGGCAUGUCUAAAUGUGCCUAAGGGAAAUUUUAAAGUGUCUCUAUUUUAGAUUCACAGAUCGUGCAGUUCAGUUGCAGGCCUUCCUUUAUAGUGGAGACGCCGAACUUAACACGCAGCCAUUCAAAACAUAGCGAAGUGGUUAUUUUUAAAUUCUGAGUGUCGUGAUUCAGCAAAAAUAUAGACAUGAAAAACUGCAAAAACAGAUGGAAGAAUAGCACCAGAGAAAAUUCUAGUUUCUCAACACUGAAUUACUUAGUCGUCCUCAGAUGUAUUCAUACCCUCCCAUUAAAGAAGGAAACAAACAGGUGUCACUGAAAUAAGUUG